CGAGCCCCCCCCUUCCCCCGCCGCCCGACACCGGGGCGCAGCCCGCCGCGAGGCCGCCCGGCGCGGGGACCCGCACAGUGAAGCUGGAGCCUCCCUGUGGUGGAGCAGUGACUGUUGCUUGAAAUUGCCAUCUUUGCGGACUGCUUGCUGCUUCCUCACCUGAGGAUUUCAAGAGUACAAAAGAAUAACCUCUGCUCAGAUCCUUCCUUGAUAAUGAAGAUACAAUAUUUGUGAAUGAAUUUAGCUGAAUAUGGAUCCAGGUGGUGGAAGUCUUGGAUUGCAAACUCAAGAAUCCAAAAUGCCUCACGCUAUGAUUAUGCAGGACUUUGUGGCUGGAAUGGCCGGCACUGCUCACAUUGAUGGAGAUCAUAUUGUUGUGUCGGUCCCUGAAGCUGUCCUAGUUUCUGAUGUUGUUACUGAUGAUGGAAUAACUCUUGACCAUGGCUUAGCAGCUGAAGUUGUGCAAGGACCUGACAUCAUCACGGAAACUGAUGUUGUAACAGAAAGUGUUAUUGUUCCUGAUUCUGUUCUGGAAACUGAUGUGGCUAUUGAAGAAGCACUAGAUACCAGUGAUCAUGUUUUGACUUCUGAUCUAAUAACAGAAGCUGUUAGAGUUCCUGAUCAGGUGUUUGUGGCUGACCUUGUUACGGGUCCUGAUGGACAUUUGGAGCACGUGGUGCAAGACUCCGUGUCAGGAGCCAACUCACCUACGAUGGUCUCGGAAGAAGUCCUUGUAACGAACUCAGAUUCUGAAACAGUCGUUCAGGCAGCUGGUACUGUUCCUGGCUCUACAGUGACUAUAAAAACAGAAGAUGAUGAUGAUGGCAAGAGUACAUCUGAAGACUACUUAAUGAUAUCUUUGGAUGAUGUUGGAGAAAAACUGGACCACAUAGGAAGCACUCCCUUGAAAAUUAGUACUGAGGUGACGAAUGAUGAAGUGGCUAAGGAUGAUGGGUUUGGUUCCGAAGUUAUCAAAGUGUAUAUAUUUAAAGCUGAAGCUGAAGAUGAUGUUGAAAUAGGUGGGACAGAAAUUGUUACAGAGAGUGAUUUUCACAAUGGACAUUCAGUAGCUGGAGUAAUUGAACAAGGAGGUGUUGGUAGAAUGCAGCGGGAAAAAAUGGUUUACAUGGCUGUUAAGGACUCUUCUCAGGAAGAUGAGGAUAUUAGCUGUGCUGAAAUAGCAGAUGAAGUUUACAUGGAAGUUAUUGUAGGUGAAGAAGAAGCUACAUCACUUCCAGACACACAGCUUGAAGAGACUGGUGUGAAUAAAACCUUUGUCCCUGUUGCUUGGGCUGCUGCUUACGGAGAUGACAGAAGACUACCCAGAAGAUAUGAAGAUGGUCAAGCGGCAGGGAAUAACUUGGAUACACGAUUAGAAAACAAAAACGGUAAUGCAACACAAUACCUGCAGAUUUGUGAUAGCAUUAGCACUAAUAGAGUGCUAAAACAAAAAACCAAGAAAAGGAGGAGAGGAGAGGCCAGGCAAUGGCAAACAGCUGUUAUAAUAGGUCCUGAUGGACAGCCCUUAACAGUUUACCCUUGUCAUAUAUGUGGGAAAAAAUUUAAAUCCAGAGGAUUCUUGAAAAGGCAUAUGAAGAAUCAUCCAGAUCAUAUGAUUAAGAAGAAAUACCAGUGUACAGACUGUGACUUCACAACUAACAAAAAAGUAAGUUUCCACAAUCAUCUGGAAAGCCAUAAACUUAUAAACAAAGUUGAUAAAACCCAUGAGUUUACAGAAUAUACAAGAAGAUACAGAGAAGCAAGCCCGUUGAGUUCUAAUAAACUUAUACUGAGGGACAAAGAGCCUAAACUGCACAAGUGCAAAUAUUGUGACUAUGAAACCGCAGAGCAGGGGCUACUCAAUAGACACCUACUUGCAGUUCACAGUAAGAACUUCCCUCAUGUGUGUGUUGAGUGCGGGAAAGGAUUCCGUCAUCCGUCAGAGCUGAAAAAGCAUAUGAGGACCCACACUGGGGAAAAGCCAUACCAGUGUCAGCACUGUGUCUUCAGGUGUGCUGAUCAGUCCAAUCUGAAAACUCACAUCAAAACCAAACACGGGAAUGACUUGCCAUUUAAAUGUGAGCACUGUCCCCAGGCUUUUACAGAUGAAAAGGAACUGCAGCAGCACACAGAAUUGUUUCAAGGGCAUAAGACUCAUCAGUGUCCACACUGUGACCAUAAGAGCACCAACUCGAGCGACCUGAAGCGACACAUUAUUUCAGUUCAUACAAAGGAUUUUCCCCACAAAUGCGAGGUGUGUGAAAAAGGCUUCCAUCGUCCCUCAGAGCUCAAAAAGCAUAGUGAAACCCAUAAAGGUAAAAAGAUACAUCAGUGUAGACACUGUGACUUUAAAACGUCAGAUCCUUUUAUACUGAGCGGGCACAUCCUCUCAGUUCACACCAAGGACCUGCCUUUUAAAUGCAAAAGAUGUAAAAGAGGAUUUAGGCAGCAAACUGAACUUAAGAAGCACAUGAAGACCCACAGUGGAAGAAAAGUUUAUCAAUGCCAGUAUUGCGAAUAUAGCACUACGGAUGCGUCAGGCUUUAAACGACAUGUAAUAUCAAUACACACAAAGGACUAUCCACAUAGGUGUGAGUAUUGCAAAAAGGGAUUCCGUAGACCAUCAGAAAAAAAUCAGCAUAUAAUGAGGCACCACAGAGAGGCCAUAAUGUAAUAUAUGAUGUCAAGAAGGAAGCAAUUUAGAAACUGAUAAUUGGGGAAAAAAAAAUCUCAUGAACUGUUUCUCCUGGUUUCAAAGCUCGAUAUUAAAUCAUAACUUUACAUUCUUUGUAUUGAAAGUCUUAAAAAUAUUAGGGUUGACAGGGGAUCUCAUAGCCCUAUGAUUGUUGCUUAUCAGAACCUGAAGAGCACUAUAGAAUGCAGAAAGAUGGAUGAAUGUCUUAAAUUUGCAGAAAGAUGAAUGAAUGUCUUCAAAUAAUAGUAUUACGCGUUGUUAAGCUGUGGAAGACAAAAAGAAGAUGAUUGUGUUACCCGUUUUGUCAGUGAGAGCAUUUGUCUCCAUACUAAAACAGUUCAGAUACGUGAUGGGAUUCUUCACAACUGGUUUGCUGAGGCAGCUGGGCCUGGCUUCUUGCGUGGUUUUGAGAGAAGAGUAUUCGUCAGUCACUUGAUCAUAACGUUUGCAAUUGUGCCUGGAAAUUACAUUCUAGAACUGGUCAGGUGGGGGGGUUGUCCUUUUUUCAACAAAAACAACAUUUCAUUGGGAAACUUUUUGGUUUCCUCUAUUAGUUUGGUCCAACAAGAAAUUUUUAAUGAUUUUCAAAGCUGCUAACCUAUUUUAUUGCAGGAUACAGUGUUAAAAAGACAGCGUUGUGUUAUGAUCUCGGAGGUGGUGUUCUGGUGCUAGGCUUAAAGACGUGUAUGUACAUAAUUUCCCUUUUUUACCUGAAACUACGGCUGAAUGUUGUUCAGUAUGGCACAUAAAAUUACGUUUGAAUCCGACUCUCUAUUUUUUGGAUGAAAUGGAUGCAGCUGAUGGUGUUGCUACUCAGCACUACCUUUUUUUCUCACUACUUUAAGAUCUCUAAAAGUACUAUUAAAAGAAAAUUGAAAAAAAAACCUAUAGUUUGUUUUUAAUUAAAAUUCAAAGUACUUAGAAGCUCUUUAGAGCACCGUUCUUAACAGGUAUGGCUGUUGUCCUGCCUCCUAUUAUGAAAUUUUCAAUAUAGACAUAAAAUUGCACCUUUUAAUCAAUUCUUAAAAAAAAAAUCUAUACCGUACUUUAAACGUGCAUUUUCAAUCUGUAAGGAAGUAUAUAUGCAGUAUUUAGCCAGAGGAAUAUGCUGCCGCUAGAGUUUGGAGAUGGAUCUUCAGUUUACAGUGUAUACAUUUAAAAUAUGCAUCCCUUUAAACAAUGCUUUGUGUUAGCAUGCUGCAAAUCAAAUGGCGCUUAAUAUAACGAGCUGGUCUAGGGCUAUUUAAUGAACAACCUGUUCAUAAGUGUUACGCAUAUAAUGUGUAUUUUUUACUCUUUUUAGUUGCUUCAUGUUUGCACACAGCUGUUCACAUGAGAAAUUGUAACUUCAUGCUAUAUUGUGGCUUUGUGUUUCAGAUAAUGUUCAUAUUUUGUUUUUGCACCAGAUGAGAAUCAGUUCCUUGAGAAAAUUUUUUUUUAUAUUUCUAAACUUCAGGAAGUGAAAUUUGGGAAAUCUCUUAGAAAAAUACGUGUUUUAUGUGGCUGUAAAAAAUGAUGUACACGCUGUAAAAUAAGAUUGUCACUGUUAUGUGGGAUUAUUAUUUCUAAAUGUGUUACUCAUCGUAACGGGCAUACAAUAAAAUGCAUCUCUUGCACUCCAAAUAUUUUGGAGUUUAUUUCUCAUUUAUGGUGAUUUAGGAAAGUCUCAUUUGGUGUAGUUUUGCCUUAAUGUUUUAGUGACAUUGUUAUUCCCUGGUUAAUAUGAAAUGCAGUAACAUCUCGAGUAAGCAGGUUACCCGAGGUACGCGUGUGUACCACUGCUGAGGGGCAGCGCUGCGCUUCCAGGUAACCCCUUAGAGUUACAGGUGAUGGACUUACAUUUGUUUCUAAAUAAUUAUCACAUGUGAUGCUGUCGUACCUUUGAAAUUCUUUCCUUUAAGUGAAGAGAACAUAAGAUGUCAGUUUUUGGGAAAAGGCAGGUAGGUAUUGUCUUUUAUUAACUGUAUAAUAAGAACAGCUGUCGAAGUGCUCAAUGUACUGCUUUCUUAAUUUUCUUCUCUUUUUAGAAUACUUGAAUUAUGACAUCAGUGAUAGAGUGGAACCUUUAAGAAAAGAAUGCAGUGUCCAAUGAACACUUCAUUGAGGAUUUCCAGCGUGCUUUUAGCCAGCCAGCACGUGGCUUUUGUAUGGACAAACUAUGCAGAUGUUAACGGAGUAGCCUGGUUUUUGUUUCUCAUGCUUUCUUCUGUAGGUCCAGCAGGCAGAGGAGGAGACAGUAACGUUCACAAAAUCUUAACAAUUAAUCUUGUGUUUUGUUGACAAUUUUAAUGCUUUAUUCCCGAAAAUUGUAUUGAAUACGUAGACUGGAGGAGAUUCUUCAUAGCAGACUGAAGAUGACCAUUGCGCGCUGGCUCAUUUUUCCACCUUCAGGAUGGACAGAACAACCAGUGGAAUAGCGAAAUGGACAGUGAAGCCUAGCUAAGAAGAUUGUGGAAAUAAGGUCUGUUGAAGGGAAAAAGUAACAGUAUUAAGUAUUGGUAUCCAUACGUUCUUGAAUUUCAACAGUGCCAAAAAAUUUCACAGCAGUUUGAGAAAGUUCCUCUGUUCUUCUCAAUGCACUUAGCCGGUAUAUAUUUAACUUGGGAUGGCUGUUCUGCAGAGGUGUCACGGUUUUUAAAAUGCAUGAUGUCAAAUCACAGUAAAAUUCUUCUCAGUGCAUCCCCAGAUCCCUGCUCUUUGCAGGCUGUGCCUGCCCUGCCUGGCUCCCCCGAGCUGGCAGCACUGCGCCUUCUGUGUACCCAGAGCGAUGGAGCUGUUAGGACGGGACAAAGCUCUCUGCAGGCAGCUGCUGCUUAUUUGUUUUCAGAGCAGAUCAGUUCCCGAGUGGUGGCAGCAGGUUUCAAAUGCCUGCAAUUAAAAGUGAUGAAAUUGAGGGAGUCUAUGGAAGAAUGCCAACAAAGUAAUCUCAAGCUUCUUUCUUUGGAACUGUUUGUGUAAUGGUUCCAGCUCCUCAAGCUCAGAUGAGCUCAUGGCAAAGACCACACAAGAGUGACUGAAGAACAGACACUAGGCACAUCAGGACAAAUGGAAGUCCUCACCAGCACAGCAUGCCAUUCUCUUCUGAGAGAAAAGUUUCAACAAACUGAACACUUGAUCACUACUAGGAAGAAGUCUAACCUCAUUCACUGCUCAAAUCUUGCAAGUCAAUGAAAGCAACUAAGCUUGGACUUCACAAGUUAAAUUUCAUCAUAAUGGACUUCUUACUGAGAGGGACCAGCAAAUGGAUGAGGCCACGGGGACUGAAAAGUACAACUUACCCCUAAGUCAUCCUGUAAAUGGCAGAGCUCUUCACGUAAGUUUUUGAAAGUGGAAAGCACAAGUCUCAAAGAUUUAUCUGAUGUCACUCUCAUCUAGGAGGAGAAAAAAAUAUAUAUAUUAUUCUAAUUAAUUAGUGAGUUUUGUUCACAGUAUGCUUAACUACAUGUAAAAGUGCAGAACUGCUAAACAGCUGAAAAUAACUCCUAGAACUACAACACGUGCCAUUCUUUGCAGUGCCCACAUUUUCUAAAAAGACAUUUUCAGCCACUUUGUUCUUUUUGAAUUAUUGCCUUACUGCACACAGGCGCUGAGAUGGUUAAGUAGCUAAGGAAGCCAUUUAUAAAUAGACCCAAACCUGAAAUGGUUUGAUUCUGUAAAUGUGCCAUGGCAAUGAGUGCUGUUACAGGUGUUUAGCCAGACCAUUUGUAAAGGUGAGACCAGGUUAGAGGCAGUUUAUGUAAUUAGUAACUGGUACCCAAUUCAUCACUCAGUAGAACACCUACUAUUCGCCUUUGGCUUUUAAAGUAAAGCACUAAUAUACAACACAGGCAAAUAAAAAGAUUGAAAUUCAGUGUUCUGUCAUUACUUGCCAAAAGCCAAAAUGGGUUCCAGCAAAACUGCAAGAAAGUUCCAGUAAAGCAGUUUAAAAUACACAAAUGAGCAGUGAAAUGAACUGCUGCGUGGCACUUGAGCCACCUAUGUGAUUCCAUAGCCUUUACAUAGAAUAAAUGGAAAAAGCAGAAUACAGAGCAGUGUAUGUUACGUACAAAUUCCCUGCUUUGUGCACACCAGCUUCUACCGUUUCAAGUUACUGGAGACUUCCCCUCCAUGUUAUUUACAUACCUGGAGGAGAUAACGAAUCUGCUGCUUUGUUGCCUCAGACAGUCCUUUGGGAAUUAAUUCUUCAAUAUCCUCAGUCUAAGCAAAGGGAGGAAGAAGGAGGCAUCUUGAUUAAGAAUUUUGCCUGGUUGAUCAUUAUAAAGUUUAUUAAUUAAUUACACACAGCUCUGCUAUGAAAAACAUGUUUAGCACAAGGCAAAUAAGAGUGAAAAUAGAUCAAAGUAUAUCCAGAAAAUUUCCAAAGUCUUACGUACGUGCGGCAUAUAAAAAAUGGAGAUAAAGUGAUAAAUGAAGUAUAUAUUUAAAUCUACAUUAAGCUUAACAUUUAUUUUAAAAGCAGCACUCAAAACAAUCCUCUCUUAAGAAAUAGCACUUAACUCUAUGCAACAGAGCUCCCAGCAGUUAAUGAUAAUGAGCAAAUCUCAUGUUUCUAAAUAAUGAAAAGACUGUCAACAAAUAAAUGAUGACCAAAGUUUUACAGGAGAUACUGACAGUGAUUAAGUGGUAUUGCUUCAUGUAAUUUAAUCCUGAACAAACACUUCUAUCACAAACAUUAACGACUUUAAAAAUAAGACAGUCCUGAUGAUUGUAUGCAUUAUGGCUGGAUUCCCACAAGUGAGCUGUCAGUAAAUCUAGAAAGUCAUUCUGUCGACUUAAGUUCCUCUCAUCACAGUGAGAUGAGUUUUCCUUACUUCUUGCAGUGCACAGCAGUGCAUGUUGCUAAGCAGCUGCUUUGUUGGCAAGAGAGUAAAACAUCCUUUGCAAAAAUGCAUACUGAAAAUAUAUGCAUCUCUGUAUGUUUUACAAUGAAACCAUUAUUGGCAUAACAGGAAAGACUUUCAAAAUUUGACUUGUUCUGGAAUAAUGCAAAUUAUUAAGGUUUCCUUCUUUCAGUAUUAUCACUCUUGCAAACACACACUAGCAGCAGGUUUCAGGCUCUGAAUGCUUUUUAAGCAGAAAUCUUGAACUAACAAAAGAUUGGCAUCUUUUAGUUAAACUUGCUUGGCCUAAUUUGUUCCCAAGAUCCACACCAUUCUUACUGAGACUUUCAGAGCACAGCUUUGUAAGUCCUUGCCUGAUGCUUACCUGACUUGUAAAUUCGAUGUCAUAGUUCCUGGAAAACAAACAAAAUGCAGUGGGCUGAUUAACACAAGACUUUGCAGAACUUGACCACUCUGACAGCUACAGAAAGGCUAUCUUCACAGUACAGAACAAGGAAGGUUCAUCAUGAGAUUAAGAGCUGUCACCUUCCCUGUAAGGCGACAGGCAGUGUGUUGUUAAAUGUGACUCCUUGUACAACUGUGUGAGGAGACUGGAAUACUAACAGCAGCACAGUCAACACAGGCUAACUCUGUCUGUAUCUCUGGGCAGUUAUCCCAGUUGUGGUUGGAUAAUCCAGUUCUUAAUUGGCUGGGAUGAUAUCUUUACCCAGAACUAAGCUGAAGUGUAUUGACAUGCAUCAAGUGUUUUCUUAGCAGUGCCAGGAUUUUUUGUGAUGUUUAAAUUCCACUCUUCCCAUGCUACAGAUCAGUUAUACUCAUUUCAGUGAACUUUGAAACCACAAAGUGAGAGACAGUGAGUGGGGAAUAGCAAAGUAAUGCUGACUGUGAGGGAAGGCUAAGGACAUUGUCGAGACUCGAAUCAACUUGCCAACAGUACUGUGCUCCCAACUGUGCAUUCCUAGGAUUUCUGGAAUACCAAAAUUCAAUAACAGACAUAAGGCCAAUACCUUCCUCCUAUCUUUUCCACGUGCUGUAGUAGACAGCUGUGCAGGUCGUUGGUCUUGCGGUUCAGUUCAGCAAGGAGCUCGCCAAAGUAGCGGCAGUCCAGCUGGUCAUUAUUCUCCUGAGAGCAAACAACGUAACACAAGAUAAGCAAGAAGAUCAUGACCCAUUCCCUUCCUUGGGAGGAAAGCUGAGUGUGAAAAUGCUACAAGUAUGAUGGAAUUGUUUUGUUUGCUCUUAUUAAUUUGCAAUUUGUUUAUACUGCUCUUCCUUGGUAUUGAGCAUUCCAUGUCUUCUGGUUUUCAGUAAAGUAUACAGAAAUAAAUUCCUCCUUUACAGCAACAAGAAAUAGGCAAAAUAAUAUCUUCUACAGCGAUGUUAUCAUUAUUAUUCUAAUACAGAAAGCGUAGAUAAUUAGUAAAUCAUCCUUUAAUGAUCUUUAAUCUUUCCAUGGCUGUAGUGGUGGGCAGAACACACGUGGACAGCACCCAGAAUUUACAGAAAGGCGCUGAUAUAAGCCACCUCCUUUUUCUUUUUUUUUUUAAACCCAGAAUUUUAAAGCACUUCCGAUUCAAGAUAAAAUGUUUACUUAAAUGAAUAAUAAAAGUGAAAACAGCAGCCUUAACUGAGUUUAACUAAGUUGUUUUAUGGGACUCUUGUCUAUGGAAAAUUCCACAUAAGGCCAAUAGAGAGGUCACCCAGUAUGUUAGUCUUGCCACCUGUAUGUUCAGCAUAUGCAUGGGAAGGGACUGCCACACCACCCCCAACCAAAACAGUACAGUACACCAACAGCUACCUCCAGCAGCUCCUCGGUUUGUGCUUUCAAUGAAACUAUGUCAAACACUUCCACAUAAAGUUAUUUCAAACCCCUACUGAGCAGUUCAGAUAGAAAGCAAUGCUGAAUUGACCUGUGUGCACUUUAUGAAGCGCUUUUUACCUACAUUUUACCAAAACUGGAAAGAAGCCUAAGUCUUGUGUUACUCAGCCUUUGUUGUACACUGACAGAUGAAACCUGACUGAAUCAAUGAGCAGCACUCCCAGAUAAAGGAAGAAAAAAGCACCACAACAAAGCAGCAAGCGUUGAUGGAUGCACUUCAGCACUUCACUGUUUAUACUUACAGUGGGUACAUAAUGCUUAAUUACCACGCUAUGAUUCUGAAUGUGGGCUUUUGAGAGCAGAAAUCAGUAAUUUUAUCUAUCUGUGAUGUUCUGUACUCUCUGUACAAAAACACUGCGAAUAGUAAAACAUUAAGGAAAUGAUUCUUACCUGUUCGCACAUUUGAACUGUCACCCUCCUCACUGUAUUUCCUCUGCAGUCGUCGGUCACAGAGACUGGCAUUACUUCACAGGGGCUGCCGGUCUGUGUUUGCUGGCACUGGUGUGUGACUGGGGGCUGCUCUUGCUGCUGGCAGGGCUGGAUGGCAUGGCACUGAUCAGACGGCUGCGGAAUCUGACACUGGUGGGAAAAUUGGUACUGCUUCUCCUAAAACAGGAGUGAAUUUUUUUAAGCUGCUGAACACGUCUUAAUGAGAUGGAAGCAUAAUAAAAAUACAGCAAUGAAUGAAAGGUGUUUUUGUAUUGAAAGACUGCUUUGGGUAUUUUAAUAAUGUUAAUAAAAUUGCUUUUUCUUACUAUUUGAA
Molecule: messenger RNA, 10178 nt
Organism: Numida meleagris (helmeted guineafowl)
Lineage: Eukaryota; Metazoa; Chordata; Aves; Galliformes; Numididae
Gene: ZNF711
Product: zinc finger protein 711
Exons: 15
Coding region: 251-2674 (807 amino acids)
Biological process (GO): regulation of transcription by RNA polymerase II
Cellular component (GO): nucleus; chromosome
Molecular function (GO): metal ion binding; RNA polymerase II cis-regulatory region sequence-specific DNA binding; chromatin insulator sequence binding
Source: RefSeq, a predicted model, not a curated record